AUGUUGUUACCACGAGGGUUCAACCGUGCUGUCGUAACGGCUUUGGGUGUUGUUGGCACGGGCACUCUUGUUGCUGCUGGUCCCUGCGAUAUCUACUCCUCUGGUGGGACGCCCUGCGUCGCCGCCCACAGCACCACUCGUGCUCUGUACAGCGCCUAUACGGGCCCCCUCUACCAAGUGAAGCGCGGCUCCGAUGGUGCCACAACCAAUAUUGCACCGCUUUCUGCUGGUGGCGUCGCGAAUGCGGCUGCUCAGGACUCGUUCUGUGCCGGCACGACCUGCCUCAUUACAAUCAUUUACGACCAGUCCGGCCGCGGUAAUCAUCUCACCCAGGCUCCCCCCGGCGGUUUCAAAGGCCCGGAAGCCAACGGUUAUGACAACCUGGCCAGCGCCAUUGGCGCACCCGUCACGCUAAACGGCCAGAAGGCGUACGGCGUCUUCAUCUCUCCUGGCACUGGCUAUCGCAACAACGCGGCCAGUGGUACGGCCACAGGUGACGCGCCAGAGGGUAUGUACGCGGUCCUGGACGGCACCCAUUACAACGGUGGUUGCUGCUUCGACUAUGGAAAUGCCGAAACCAGCAGCACGGACACGGGCAACGGCCACAUGGAGGCCAUCUACUUCGGUGACAAUACCGUUUGGGGCUCAGGUUCUGGCAGUGGCCCUUGGAUCAUGGCGGAUCUCGAGAACGGCCUGUUCUCGGGCUCCAGCACUAAAAACAACGCUGGAGACCCGUCCGUCUCCUAUCGCUUCCUCACUGCCAUCGUCAAGGGCAAGCCAAACCAGUGGGCUAUCCGUGGUGCGAACGCGGCGUCUGGCUCACUAUCGACAUACUACAAUGGUGCGCGCCCAAACGCAUCUGGCUACAACCCCAUGAGCAAGGAGGGUGCCAUCAUCCUUGGUAUUGGUGGCGAUAAUAGUAUCGGCGCUCAGGGCACAUUCUAUGAGGGCGUGAUGACUUCCGGCUAUCCGUCGGAUGCAACCGAAAACUCGGUCCAGGCCAACAUUGUCGCUGCGAAAUACGCCGUUGCGCCGCUGACCAGCGGCCCGUCGCUGACUGUGGGCUCCUCGAUCUCGCUGCGAGCGACCACAUCCUGCUGCACCACGCGUUAUCUCGCUCACAACGGCUCGACGGUCAACACACAGGUUGUUUCGUCCUCUAGCAGCACCGCGCUCAAGCAACAGGCCAGCUGGACCGUUCGUGCCGGCCUCGCCAACAGCGCCUGCUUUUCGUUUGAAUCCAAAGACACCCCCGGCAGCUUUAUCCGGCACUAUGACUUCGUGCUGCAGCUGAGCGCCAACGACGGCACGAAACAAUUUUACGAAGACGCGACGUUUUGCCCGCAGUCCGGUCUCAAUGGCCAGGGGAGCUCCAUUCGAUCAUGGAACUAUCCGACCCGCUAUUUCCGCCAUUACAACAAUGUGCUUUAUGCGGCAAGCAAUGGUGGGGUUCACACAUUUGAUGCGACUGGGUCUUUUAACGAUGACGUGAGCUGGGUGGUUAGCACCAGUUUCGCUUGA
Messenger RNA from Aspergillus terreus NIH2624, 1521 nucleotides. RefSeq names its product alpha-L-arabinofuranosidase B. Gene Ontology annotation, biological process: arabinan metabolic process; pectin catabolic process; L-arabinose metabolic process. NCBI's taxonomy places the organism in Eukaryota, Fungi, Ascomycota, Eurotiomycetes, Eurotiales, Aspergillaceae. Gene Ontology annotation, molecular function: alpha-L-arabinofuranosidase activity. Bases 1 to 1521 code for a protein of 506 amino acids. The record is from RefSeq and is a predicted model, not a curated record. The transcript has a single exon.